Molecule: messenger RNA, 1971 nt
Organism: Histoplasma mississippiense
Lineage: Eukaryota; Fungi; Ascomycota; Eurotiomycetes; Onygenales; Ajellomycetaceae
Exons: 4
Coding region: 1-1971 (656 amino acids)
Source: RefSeq, a predicted model, not a curated record
AUGGCCACUCUCAGCCUUUCAGUGGACCCAAUCUCCCGGGAGGAGAUAGCGGAGUUCUCAGAUACUUCCCCUAUAUCUUCAUUGCACUCAACGCCCACUUUGCCUCCUGACUCAACCCUUUCAGGUCCAUCCACCGUCAAUCAACACCGAAUGGGUGUUCACGAUAAGCUCACCAUCGAACAAGCACCUAAUGAGAAUGGUCAGAAGCACAAGGGAAAAGGCAAAGAACCUAACAAAAUAAGGCUACCUCCAGUGCCGAUGAGCCGUUACACUCGAGUGAGUGUUGCAAAAUACAUCACCAAUAAUCGCAGCGACGACACCUACUACAAAGUUUUUGGAGUAAUCCGCGGUUCAUCGGGAUCCCACGGGUCACCCGAGCACCAGCUGGCAGCCAACGCCAAAGCCACCGAGAUGAUAGUAAAUCAUGAUAUGAAUGAUUUAAACAGAGAACAGAAGAAGAUUGUGCAGAGUGCCAGAAAGAAAUGGAAAGCUGCCUUCAAUAAAGCCAAGCAGGAUCAUCCAGAAAUGCUUAAUGCAUUUAAAACAAUGGAGGUUUCACCUCUUUGGUUUGUGACUGAUUAUCACAAAGAGAUGCAUGCCCGUGCUCUGCCUCUUUUACAAGAACUUUGCAAUGCAAGAGAUGAAAAUGAUAAAUUUCUUAAUAUUGCAAAUAUGAGGAUCGAUUCUUCACCACCGCAACACCUCAUUGAAAUUAUCGAUCACAUUCAUCAAAUGAACAACCAUCUGGAUGCAUUAAAUGUACAAAAUGGUGUUUAUUCAGAGGCGGGUAAAAUUCCUCUAGAGGCACUAGAAGAACAGUGGGAGUUAACAAUCAACAAUAAUGAGGGUGGCAAUCUUCGUGAUCUGGUUAAAGAUUUUCAGCUUCCCGCUGCACUUCUCUCUGUGCCCCCAAGCGGCUUGCUGUAUUAUGAAGACCAGGAUGAAGAACACAAAUAUUACCAAUCCCAUUGGGCCAGCCUCACACCACAUGUUGAAGCUCUCAUGCAAAGUUAUUCGAGCGAGGAAAACAUUCCUUUAGCUAAGAGCAUGUUUGUCAACUACACCAAUGAUAUGAACGAAAGGAUUCGUCGUGAAAACACUAAAAGAGGCCAAGUUGAAUAUUUGCAUCUUCUAGACCCUGAUUAUCUCUUCAGCGGGCUUGAAGCUAUCGCCGCAAAAUAUCACAAUGGAGAUAUAACUGGCUACGAUGAUAUGAGAACCAAAAUCAUCCCCAACAAGAGCAGUCCCGCCUCCGCCAUCACCCAGAAGGACGCGCGAAUGUCCCAUCUGCAGAGAGCCAGAAAGUGCCGAAGCCUCCGGGGGUAUGAAAGGAUUGGCACCAGUGACGGCCCAACCCGAGAAAGCACAACUAACCAGCCGUCACGAGGCAGAAGACCACACCACGUGCCCAUUCCCAGCAGACGUGUUGUUCGAUCUAUCCGUCCUGGCUACGCCUCGAACGGAGAACGGGUGGUAAGCGCGCAGGUUUAUGGCACCACCGGCCGUUGCGUGACUCGAGAUGAGGCUGGCAAUUAUUACCUCCGCACAGCAGCAGAAGCGGGGGGCCGUCCAGUGAUCGAGGCGGCACUACGGCAUGGAGUUCCUACAAUCGAAUCUCAAGGGUGGAAGUCAUUACGGCCUAAUCUCGCGAACAUGGGAGAGUAUGGGAUAGAAUGGGUUGCAUCAGCUGAAUGGGAUAAAUUCAGCCGAAGACUGCCCAAUAUUGUGAUUGGCUUCUUUCAUCAUAAUCAGGGGCGAUAUCAACUAGUCGCCGGCUCGCGCUCUUCUGUAGCGGAGUUAUUGAGUAUCCGAGUGGUGGAUAGACUGAUUGCUGAAGCCAUGGGACAUGAUGAUCUGACUUUAGAAGAAAUAUUUGAGAAUGCAUAUGGUGUUACACACCACGAGCGGGAACAACACUGGCGAAAUAAUCCAUGCAUUAGAUGUUGCCCAGUGCGGACUGCAAGAAGAUAA